This is a messenger RNA of Mycotypha africana, 948 nucleotides long. RefSeq lists its product as uncharacterized. NCBI's taxonomy places the organism in Eukaryota, Fungi, Mucoromycota, Mucoromycetes, Mucorales, Mycotyphaceae. The transcript has a single exon. The coding region runs from base 1 to 948 and encodes 315 amino acids. The record is from RefSeq and is a predicted model, not a curated record.
AUGUUGAACGCGCAAGAAAUUGUUUGGAUUUUCUAUAUGGCUCUGCUCUUCUUUUUCACUGCCAUUUUAAUAUGGCGUUGCCGAGACAAACUUCAUUUGAUACCGUUCGUGAUCUUUGGCAUCAUCAUCAUCAUCAGCUUAUUUUAUCAACUGAAUGUUGAUGACAGCCUCAACCAAGUAUAUACAGCACCAAUAUCAACACAUCUGCAACAACACUACUGGUCCAGCAAAAGCUUAGUGUUUCAUACUUUACCUAUCAUAUCCACGCUAUUGUUUUCUGGUAUCGUGGAAGCACAACUGACAUAUGUACGCCAUCUAACAGCUGCUACAAACAUAACCAAUGUUCGCAGACUAAAAAUCUAUUGGGUGCUUUUGAUGAGCUUUAUCGCGUACAUUCUCUUUGCAAGUAUAUCUUUUCUUAUUCAGUUCGUUAUAGAAAGCUCAAGACAGCAACGCAUCUAUGCCUCUGUCUUUGUUACCAUGAUGUUUUUGUCGUCAACUUUUAAUACAGCAACGAUGCUAUUUUAUCUCUAUUCAAUCCACCAUUCAAAUCACAGCUAUAUUCGACAAAAAGCUUCUGACCUCUUCUAUCUACGGACAGUACCUGCUCUAUUAUCCAUCUUCACUGGUGGCCUAGUAAUUCUGAAUUGGUUAUAUUGUUUUGCUUCGUAUAGAUUGCCUACACUAAUUUGGAUUGUUUUGGAAACUAUAUUUGUGUAUUUACCAAUCGUUCUAUUAAUGGCAACCUGUAUUCAUUGUAGUAAACUUAGAAAAAGAUUGGGUCGUCAGUAUUCUGUUCAGGAGCAAAAGAAAAGAUACAGUAUCAAUCAACCAGUUCCAGCAACAAUGAACAACACAGCUGCUACCACAUUUGAAAUCGCACAAGCAUCUAGAACUACUGUGCCACCUGCUACUUAUCAACCGAUAAAUAAAUCCUUCAUUAUUUAA